GCCCCCGCCCCCUCCUCCUCUCCCUCCGCCGCCGCGGAGCGUAGCCGCCGGAAAGUUUGCUAGAGGCUGGCGCGGGGCGCGGGGCGCGGGCGCGGAGCCGGCGCCGACCCUGAUCUGGCAGCGCCGUGGAGACGAGCGGCGGCCGGCCCCUAACCCGUGCGCGCGGAGGACUACGGGGAUCGCGAAGCGGCCGGAGCGGCGCGCGACCCUGCUGCUCUGAUACUGAGCAGCCCCCGGAGGACAGUGCACCCACGAGGACCUCUUUGCCCCAGCUGUGCAACCCCAGCCAGAUGUGGGGGGCAGCUGCCCAGAGGCAUGCCCCCCGUCCUGCCGCGCUGCCCCCACCUCCUCCUGCUUCUGCUGCUGGCCUGCCAGCCGCAGGCCCCCUCCGCUCAGGUGAUGGACUUCCUGUUUGAGAAGUGGAAGCUCUAUGGUGACCAGUGUCUCCACAACCUGAGCCUGCUGCCCCCCCCAACUGAGCUGGUCUGUAAUAGAACCUUUGACAAAUAUUCCUGCUGGCCGGACACCCCUCCCAACACCACAGCCAACAUCUCCUGCCCCUGGUACCUGCCCUGGCACCACAAAGUGCAGCACCGCCUCGUCUUCAAGAGGUGUGGGCCUGAUGGGCAGUGGGUACGUGGGCCGCGGGGGCAGCCAUGGCGAAAUGCUUCCCAGUGCCAGAUGGACGACAAGGAGCUUGAGGUCCAGAAGGAGGUGGCCAAGAUGUACAGCAGCUUCCAGGUGAUGUACACCGUGGGCUACUCCCUGUCCCUGGGGGCCCUGCUCCUGGCCCUGGCCAUCCUGCUGGGCCUCAGCAAGCUGCACUGCACCCGAAACUACAUCCACGUGAACCUGUUCGCGUCCUUCGUGCUCAAGGCCAGCUCUGUGCUGGUCAUCGACACGCUGCUCAAGACCCGCUACAGCCAGAGGAUUGGGGACGACUUCAGCGUGAGCGUCUGGCUGAGUGACGGGGUGAGCUCCCAGAUCCGGCCUCUUGGCCUCCGGGCCCUGGGCGGCAGGCAGCUGGGAGGCCCGCACUCAUGCUGCCCCCGCGGCCAGGCAGUGGCCGGCUGCCGGGUGGCUGCGGUGUUCAUGCAGUACGGCGUCGUGGCCAACUACUGCUGGCUGCUGGUGGAGGGCGUGUACUUGCACAGCCUGCUGAGCUUCGCCACCAUCCCUGAAAGGAGCUGCUUCCCCCUCUACCUGGGCAUCGGCUGGGGUGCCCCCAUGCUGUUCGUCACCCCCUGGGUGGUGGUCAAGUGUCUGUUUGAGAACAUCCAGUGCUGGACCAGCAAUGACAACAUGGGCUUCUGGUGGAUCCUGCGCUUCCCUGUCUUCCUGGCCAUCCUGAUCAACUUCUUCAUUUUCGUCCGCAUCCUUCACCUCCUGGCGGCCAAGCUGCAAGCCCACCAGAUGCGCUAUACUGACUGCAAAUUCCGGCUGGCCAAGUCCACGCUGACCCUCAUCCCCCUGUUGGGGGUCCACGAGGUGGUGUUUGCCUUUGUGACCGACGAGCAUGCCCAGGGCACCCUGCGCUCCGCCAAGCUCUUCUUCGACCUCUUCCUCAGCUCCUUCCAGGGCCUGCUGGUGGCUGUUCUCUACUGUUUCCUCAACAAGGAGGUGCAGUCGGAGUUGCUGCGGCGCUGGCAUCGUUGGCGCGAGGGCAAAGCACUGCAGGAGGAGUGCCAUGUCGGCAGCCACACGGCCAGACCCACUGGUGGCCCCCCCAGUGAGAAGCUGCUGCUCUCAAGGGGCGGUGGCAGCAACAGGACUAGCCAGGACCCCUCUACGGAGACCCACUUGGCUGGCGGCCUCCCUGGAUUGGCUGAGAACCCCUUCUGAAGCCCCCUGGAACUUCAGCUGUGGCUGGACUCAGGUGCCCAGAGAGGGCAUCACUGGACAAUCCAUAACCGAUGCCCAACAGAGGCAAGAGCGUGGGAGCCAGACAGCACCCUGCUGUCCACAUGUCCCCAGUGUGGCGGUCUGAGGGGCACCUGCUCUGUGCCAAGGGGUGGGGGAGGGGGGGUGGCGGGGAAGCUGUUCUGUGAAUGCAUGCCCGUGUGUCCCCGUGUGUGUCAGUGUGUCUGAGUUAGAGAAAACAUGUGUCCUCCAACAAUAAAGAGCUCUGUGCUCACCCUGGGUGGAGAGCUGGGCUGGAGGAGAGGGGCCAGCUGGGCCCAGGGCCUCCCCGUGAGAAGGGAGUAGCCGUGGAUGGCCCGUGCUGGCUUGCUCCUUCUAGACUUCUCCUUGUUGCCCCAUCAUACAGGUGAAUUGGAGCUGGAA
This is a messenger RNA of Delphinapterus leucas (beluga whale), 2283 nucleotides long. NCBI's taxonomy places the organism in Eukaryota, Metazoa, Chordata, Mammalia, Artiodactyla, Monodontidae. The record is from RefSeq and is a predicted model, not a curated record.